AUGGCACAAGCAGGCAUCGAUCGGCUUGGCUGGACGUAUAUUGGGCUUGCAAUCGCCUGGACCGUUGCUCUGGCCGGUGGUAUACUCUUUCUUCACAUCCACCGAGAACUCCCAUGCCUCCGGAUCCGACGACUGCACGUCCUUUUCAUCGGCGUAGUCUCUCUGCACGUGUACGGUAUUCUGUGCAUCAUCGGCUAUGUCCUUCUGCCCGUGGCUCCGUGUAUAGCGGAGUUUUGGAUCAUGAGCAUUUACCUCCCCUUUGGCAUCGCCAUGUUCCAUGCCGCCAAUAGCCAAUUCCUGCAUAUUGCAAGCCGACAGAAGCAGUAUACGCACAUGAGCUCUUUGAGCGAUCAUCCGCCCAUGGAGCAAGAACAAGCUGAGCGUCUGGCCAACAGCCGUUGGAGGAGGAUCUUCCGUGGGGUGGAGAGAGCGGAUAGGAUCGAUCGGAUGAUGGUGUGCAUCGCCGUGGGCCUCGUGGUACAGUUCCUCCUCACUCUUUUCAUCUUCUUCGGUUCAAAGAAGUUCCAUCCCAGCUACGGCAUCUUUGACUAUACCGUCAAAGGUACGGCGUCAGAAGUGAGGAUGAAGUGCAGCAAGGGUUGGGAGUGGUGGCUUUCGAUCGUUUGGCAGUUCUUCUGGGCCUGGAUCUAUGCGCCGUACAUGCUGUGGAAGUCUCGCGGCAUUCGCGAUGUUCAUGGUUGGCGGAUCCAGACAAUCUGCUGCUGCCUCGCCGGUCUUCCCGCAUCUCCUCUAUGGCUUGUAGGCCUUUAUGUACCCCAAAUGGCACCGGUCAACGCCUACUUCGUCCCUCCUUGCUGGUUCGCAGUCUCGAUCUUUCUGAUGGAAGUCAUCACCAUCGCUUUUCCUAUCUUCCAAGUCUUCAAAACCCAAACGCUGCGUCAAGAGACUCUUGACGCUAUCGCUUCCUGGGAGAAGCGUCAGCAACUCAACAUCGACUCAGACUCCACCGUAGCCGAGCCUGAGAAAACGUUGUCCCUCGAGAGCGGUGCCUACUCAGGUAUGACUACCUUCAAAUCAGGCGAGCUAAGCCCCAUCGGCAAAUCCUCCUUCGACUCGCAGAAAUCCGACAUGUUCACCAUGGUUGCUCUCGAAAACGCUCUCCGCGCCAAUCCCGCUCCGCUACUUCAAUUUGCAGCCCUGAAAGACUUCUCGGGCGAGAAUGUUAGCUUCCUGACGCACGUUAUGGAUUGGCGGAAAGCGUGGCUUUCGCCAGCAUCCUCAACAGCACAACACCGUCAUAGUCAAUUCGUCGCCGCGGUCCGCAUAUACGCUCAUUUUGUUUCUCUCGAGUUCUCCGAAUUCCCAAUCAAUAUCUCUUCCAGGGAGAUGAAGAAUCUGCACCAGAUCUUCGAAACCACGGCCACUAUGCUCAUGCGAAAUCACUCCAUGUCUUCAUCCGAUUCGGUUACGCCUUUCGAUUGCCUGCCGCCAGACUCUGCUUCCACUACCGAUUUGAAAUCAGGCAUCAAUCUCGACACUCUCGGGCGCGCAAACUUGAGGUCGGUAUCACGAAUGACGGAGCUGGGGAGGCAAGAUGCGAUCGCAGAUAUUGCGGUACCAGAGGCAUUUACCGAGACAGUGUUCGACGCCGCUGAGCGCGAGAUCAAGUAUCUCGUCCUCACCAAUACGUGGCCCAAGUUCGUCAACGCCGGCUGCGGGACGUGCGAGAAGGAGAGGGAGCGGAGCGGUGAGGGGCAGCAAGCGAAUUGGUGGACGAGGCGCGUUCUCUGCUCGGCUUGA
This is a messenger RNA of Trematosphaeria pertusa, 1761 nucleotides long. RefSeq lists its product as uncharacterized. Bases 1 to 1761 code for a protein of 586 amino acids. NCBI's taxonomy places the organism in Eukaryota, Fungi, Ascomycota, Dothideomycetes, Pleosporales, Trematosphaeriaceae. The transcript has 3 exons. The record is from RefSeq and is a predicted model, not a curated record.